Fraxinus pennsylvanica is the source of this 480-nucleotide messenger RNA. NCBI's taxonomy places the organism in Eukaryota, Viridiplantae, Streptophyta, Magnoliopsida, Lamiales, Oleaceae. The record is from the annotation of a GenBank genome assembly.
AUGAAGCUGCCGAGGCUUCGAAUCAUUAACCUUUCCAAGGGUCAUCCUCACCAUGAAGAGCCUCCUUCAUACCCAUACUUGCACAUCCGUAACAAGGAGUUCCCUUGGAGGCUCGAGACUGUUGAGAUGGUGCUGGUGUUGUUUCCUCGGUAUCUUGAACAGUGGGUGGUGCUGGAGGGCUCAGGUCAGUCGGUGCAGGUGCUGGUGCAUGAUGAUGUCUGUGCCUGUGUCGGUGCUUAUGCUUCCUUUUCUUGUGCAUACCAGAUGCUGAUGCAGGUGAGAGAACCAAAACCUGGUGCUGGUGCUGGGGCUGGUGAUGCAAUAGGUGGUGGUGGUGGUGGUGGCAUUGGCGUUGGUGGUGCCGUAGGUGGUGGAAUUGGUGGGGGAUUGUGUGUGCGGGAGUGGGUGCCUUUAUUGUUGGGGCUGGUGUUGGUGGAGGCUGUUGGACAGGUGCAGGGGAUGCUUGUGGUGGAGGUAUAA